GAAAAAACUCGACGACAAAGCAAGCGGCUGGCUCGAACGGAAAACUUCACAAAAGCUAACCAGGGUCAAACAUAGGAGAGUACGCAGGUACAAAAGAAGCUGCGGGAUUCAACUUGGAAGCACAGAUUCGAGAUAA
Messenger RNA from Racocetra persica, 136 nucleotides. NCBI's taxonomy places the organism in Eukaryota, Fungi, Glomeromycota, Glomeromycetes, Diversisporales, Gigasporaceae. The record is from the annotation of a GenBank genome assembly.